AUGGCGACCACGCCUGAUGCUUCUUCUUGGGCUGCGCUCCUGCUGUUUCUUCUGCUCCAUGGAUCCCUCUCGCGACGCACAGCUGAUGCUGCCGACACGAUCACGGCGAGCCGGCCGCUCUCCGGCAACCAGAAGUUGGUGUCCCAGGGUGACAAGUUCGCCUUAGGAUUCUACCGGCCAGGUACUGGUGGACCUCUUAGCAACUGGUAUAUAGCAAUUUGGUACAACAAGGUCUCCAUCCAGACUGCCGUGUGGAUAGCAAACAGAGAGGCACCAAUCUCCAACCCAGAUGAGUCCCAGCUCACCAUCUCUCAAGAUGGCGCCUUGAUCUUGCUUAACCAGUCUAAAUCAGUAGUCUGGUCGAGCAAUAAUGUCCACAAUGCCACCUUGCCCCAUGUUAAUAAUUCCAGCAAGGAGGCCAUGACUACGGUUGCUGUGCUACUUAACACGGGUAACCUUGUGCUUUCAGAUGCGUCUAACGCCUCACAUGUGCUGUGGCAAAGCUUCGACCACCUCACUGACACACAGCUUCCCAACAUGAAGAUUGGCUGGAACAAGGCUACGGGUGCAAGCACACGACUUGUGUCGUGGAGAAACCACUAUGACCCAUCCCCGGGCCUCUUCUCCGUCGAGAUGGACCCCGGCGACAAUAGUCAGUAUGUCUUCCUGUGGAACAACUCCAUACCCUACUUCACCGGUGGGAAGUAUGACCGAAACACCGGUGCUUUCAGUGGCAUUCCAGAGAUGACACCAAUGAUAUCGAAUUCCAUGUACACAUUCCAGUAUGUGGACAAUGACAGGGAGGCCUACUUCAUGGUCACGAUCAAGGACGACAGCAUCUUCUUCCGUCUCACCAUUGACGCAUCUGGCCAGACAAGGUCGACGGUCUGGAUGGAGGAUAGGAAGGAGUGGAUGCUCUUCUUCCUCCAGCCUAAGGCUAAGUGUGCCGUGUACUCGAUGUGUGGUCUGUUCAGCAGGUGCGCAGAGAGUGCUCUCCCUCCCUGUAGCUGCCUCAAGGGCUUCCAUGAGCAGAGCCCAAGCAGCUGGAUCUCAGGGAAUUAUGCUAAAGGUUGUGUGAGAAACGUGGAUCUGCAGUGUCGCAGCAACAGCUCGGCACCGAAGAAGACAAGGGAGGACAAGUUUUACAUGAUGAACAAUGUGCGGCUGCCUGAUUGGUCACGUGGUGUGCCUGCUGAGAGUGUUGGUGACUGCAAGGCUGCUUGCCUAGACAACUGCUCGUGCUCGGCAUACUCUUACAAUGGCACCUGCUUGCUGUGGUACACUGAUCUGGUGAAUCUUCAAGACAGCCUUGAUGGCUCUGGUGACAGCAUUUUUAUCAGGCUGGCUGCGUCUGAGUUGCCUGACUCAAAGAUCAAGAAAUGGCGAGUGGUUUCCAUCAUCGUUGGUGGGCUCGUCGCUCUGGCUUGUGGAGUCACUGCUUGUAUAUGUUUCCUCAGGAAGAGAGCUAUGCAGGCAGUGCUACCUAGUACAGCUGAUGGCCGUUUAGCCACCUUCAAGUACAGUGAUUUGCAGCUUAUAACAAAGGGCUUCUCAGAGAAACUGGGGUCAGGAUCAUUUGGCUCUGUGUUUAAGGGGGUUCUACCGGAUAAAACUGUUGUGGCAGUCAAGAAGUUGGAAGGCCUUCGUCAGGGUGAGAAGCAAUUCCGAGCAGAAAUGAGCACCAUCGGAACCAUCCACCACAUCAACUUGGUCCGGUUGCUGGGCUUCUGCUCCCAUGGUGUGCAGCGUUUGCUCGUCUAUGAACAUAUGCAAAACGGUUCCCUGGAUCACCAUUUGUUUGCGAAAAAUGCUGGAGGUUUGAGCUGGAGCAGAAGAUACCAAAUUGCCGUAGGAGUCGCCAAGGGGUUAGCCUAUCUACAUGAGAAGUGCAGAGAUUGCAUCAUUCACUGUGACAUCAAGCCAGAAAAUAUACUGCUCGAUGCGUCGUUUGUUCCCAAAGUCGCAGAUUUUGGGCUGGCAAAACUCCUGGGUCGAGAUUUCAGCAGGGUGCUCACAUCAAUGAGAGGCACCAUAGGAUACCUUGCACCUGAGUGGAUAAGUGGCAUGGCCAUAACAUCGAAAGCAGAUGUAUUUAGCUACGGCAUGCUGCUUUUUGAGAUCAUAUCACAAAGGAGAAAUGUCGAGAAAGGUGAACAGGCCGGUGCAAGCAUGUUCUUCCCGGUACUAACAGCGAAGAAACUUCUAGAAGGUGAUCUGCUGCUAUUUUUGGACCCUGAAUCGGUGGAUGAAAUAGACUUGGAGGAGCUUGAGAGGGCUUGUAAGGUUGCAUGCUGGUGUGUUCAGGACGCAGAAAGCUCCAGGCCGUCGAUGGGUGAAAUUGUUCAGAUUUUAGAAGGGUUUGUGGAUGUUGGUAUUCCUCCCAUUCCAAGAUAUCUCCAUGUUCUUGCAGAAAGUGCAGACCAUGCUGAGAUUUCUGUAAGUGAGUAGGCAAUAGCGAUGAACAUACAUGGAAACACAAUGUUAUAUUGGUAUGACUGGACUGUGAAAUAUAUUAUGUUUCGAGUAUUGA
Molecule: messenger RNA, 2530 nt
Organism: Oryza brachyantha (malo sina)
Lineage: Eukaryota; Viridiplantae; Streptophyta; Magnoliopsida; Poales; Poaceae
Product: G-type lectin S-receptor-like serine/threonine-protein kinase At2g19130
Exons: 2
Coding region: 1-2448 (815 amino acids)
Biological process (GO): recognition of pollen; protein phosphorylation
Molecular function (GO): ATP binding; protein serine/threonine kinase activity
Source: RefSeq, a predicted model, not a curated record